Messenger RNA from Entelurus aequoreus (snake pipefish), 987 nucleotides. It is a transcript of the gene ptger4a, whose product is annotated as prostaglandin E receptor 4 (subtype EP4) a. Gene Ontology annotation, molecular function: prostaglandin E receptor activity. Lineage: Eukaryota; Metazoa; Chordata; Actinopteri; Syngnathiformes; Syngnathidae. The record is from RefSeq and is a predicted model, not a curated record. Bases 190 to 987 code for a protein of 265 amino acids. Gene Ontology annotation, cellular component: plasma membrane. The transcript is spliced from 2 exons. Gene Ontology annotation, biological process: cellular response to prostaglandin E stimulus; positive regulation of cytosolic calcium ion concentration; adenylate cyclase-activating G protein-coupled receptor signaling pathway.
AAGAAUGAGAGCAGUGCGUUGCUGCUUGCAUUCAUCUCUCAGUCCUGCUCCUUCACACGACGCAUGUUCUCUGCUCUCCGUGCAACUUUUUUCUAACAAGAUGUUCUCCUACAGGCGAGACGAUCUUCCACUCCAGCAGUGGAGGUGCUGGCGUGUAGAUGAAGUCCACGUCCAGUGAGGUCCAAGACUAUGGGCGCUGUGGGCGAGCAGUCCAUGACGGGCCGCACCAUGAUCCCCACCAUCCCGUCCAUCAUGUUCAUAUUCGGGGUGGUGGGCAACGUCAUCGCCAUCGUGGUGCUGUGCAAGUCCCGCAAGGAGCAGAAGGAGACCACCUUCUACACGCUGGUGUGCGGCCUGGCCGUCACCGACCUGCUGGGCACCCUGCUGGCCAGCCCGGUCACCAUCGCCACCUACGUGAAGGGCUCCUGGCCCGCAGGGGAGCCUCUGUGCCAGUAUUUCGGCUUCACCAUGAUCUUCUUCUCCCUGGCCGGCCUCAGCAUCAUCUGCGCCAUGUCCGUGGAGAGAUACAUCGCCAUCAACCAUGCCUAUUUCUACAACGACUACGUGGACCAGAGGCUGGCCGGGCUGACGCUGCUCGCCAUCUACGUGUCCAACGCGCUCUUCUGCGCGCUGCCCGUGGUCGGCUUCGGCAGAGUCCAGAAGCAGUACCCGCAGACCUGGUGCUUCCUGGAGUGGCGGAGCAACACGACGAGCGACGCGGCGUUCAACUUCAUGUACGCCGGAUUCAGCUCGGUGCUCAUACUGGCCACGGUGCUGUGCAACGUGCUGGUGUGCGGCGCGCUCAUACGCAUGCACCGGCGCUACGUGCGCAGGACGUCGCUGGGAACGGACCUUGGACGCGACGUGGAUCCGCGCAAGAGGGGGCGCAGCUUCCGCCGUCUGGCCGGGGCUGAGAUCCAGAUGGUCAUCCUGCUCAUAGGAACCUCGUUGGUGGUGCUCAUCUGCUCCAUUCCACUGGUGGUAUAG